CAGUCAUGUUACCAGUCACCUUGCUCUGAUUAAAAGCAGUGGUUCGCGCUUUCAGUUUCACACGUUAAUCCACGGUUUCUGGUUAGGGAAUGUUUUAAUCGUUGCUAUGGGAACGACAUCUUCAACGCACGUUCUAAUGAACUCGCACACCGAAUCAGCGUAUUCGUCAAUGUUGUUGCCUGACGCAAUACGAAACAUGUCCCAGUCCACGUGAUGGAAGCAGUCUUGGAGUGUGGAAUCAGCAUGGUCAGACCAGCAGUGGACAGACCUCAGCGUGGGAGCUUCUUGUUUUAGUUUUUGUCUGUAGGCAGGGAUCAGCAAAAUGGAGUCGUGGUCAGCUUUUCCGAAAGGGGGGCGGGGCAGGGCCUUAUGCGUUGCGGAAGUUAGAAUAACAGUGAUCCAAGGUUUUGCCAGCCCUGGUGGCGCAAUCGAUAUGCUGAUACUUUUUAGGGAGUCUUGUUUUCAGAUUAGCCUUGUUAAAAUCCCCAGCAACAAUGAAUGCAGCCUCAGGAUGUGUGGAUUCCAGUUUGCAAAGAGUCAAAUAGUUCGUUCAGAGCCAUCGAUGUGUCUGCUUGGGGGGGAAUAUAUACGGCUGUGAUUAUAAUCGAAGAGAAUUCUCUUGGUAGAUAAUGCGGUCUACAUUUGAUUGUGAGGAAUUCUAAAUCAGGUGAACAGAAGGAUUUGAGUUCCUGUAUGUUUCUGUGAUCACACCACAUCUCGUUAGCCAUAAGGCAUACGCCCCCACCACUCUUCUUACCAGAAAGGUGUUUGUUUCUGUCGGCGCGAUGUGUGGAGAAACACGCUGGUUGCACCGCAUCCGAGAGCGUCUCUCCCUCCUUUCCUCGAUUCUGUUUACCGUGUUUUGUAAAGCAUAAGUCUACAUUUUGUCGUGUUACCAAUUAUGUUUCUAUACUCCGUUUGAUACUAUGCCUGUUGUUUAUGGUGAUUGCAAGGUCAAUUGUUAACAAAUAAAUACUUUAUAUAUUUGAGGGCCUGAAUUGAUUGCUGUGUCUGCAAGCAAUUCUCCCAAAUGCUCAGAAUAAUGAAACACUACACCCUUCCCUCCGGGCAGACAUGGAAACCAUUGGCAAUGGUGAUGCUCCCAGCAAGGUGAACCAUUAAUGCAAAUCAUUGGCAAAUCCGGGGAGGGAAGAUCUCACUAGCCAGCUUUGACUCUGUUUUGCAUGCUUUUUUAGAAUAAGCACCAACACAAGUCAGUAUUUGUUUUUAACACAUACGCAGAGCGGGGUAGUUUUCAAUACUUACCAGGUGGUGGCAGUCUCACUGAUUGUCAUAUAAAAAAUUGUUAUUCCCCCCAAGCCAAUGAGUGUUGUCUCUCAUUCGUUUUCCCUGAGUUGUUUGGGAAGGCACUCUGAACUGGUUUUAUAACAUCCCACAUAUCAGCAGCACUGUAGAUUCAAGGCCCCCAGUUACUAUUUACCAUAGCAGACAUAAACUUUAUCAAGGGCUAAAGGUCCUCUGGUUCACUUGGACACUUAAACCAAAGCAGAAACUCUAGUCUAGCCAUAUUCAUCAUGUCCAUGCAGACACUUCUCUUCUUGACAGGGCUGGUUGCGCUAUCCAGUUCAUACACUAUUCCUCUGUCAUCUCGUGUGCAUGAGGUAUACGGAAACGGUGAAGAUGAUAACCCCUUACUUAACUUGGGAGCAGAAGAAGACUUGGUUGAAGGAGAUAUGCUCAUUCUGCCAGGACGCAAUGCCUUGAUUGACACUAAAUACAGAUGGAAGUUUCCCAUACCCUACAUUCUGUCAGAUGACUUGGAUUUGAAUGCCAAAGGUUGUGUCCAUCAGGCAUUUGAAAUGUAUCGUCUGAAAUCUUGCAUAGACUUCAAGCCCUACGAAGGCGAGAAGACAUACAUCAAGUUUGAAAAGAGAGGCGGCUGUUUCUCCAGCGUUGGGGACCAGCAGAAUGGACAGAUCCUGUCCCUGGGCGAUGGCUGUGACCACAAGGCUGUGAUCGAACACGAGCUCCUCCACGCUUUGGGCUUCUACCAUGAGCAGUCUCGCCAGGACAGAGACGACUAUGUCAAGAUCUGGCUGGACCAGGUCACUCCAGGGCUGGAACAUAAUUUCAACAAAUACGAUGAUUCCUUCAUCACUGACCAGAACACUCCUUACGAUUAUGAGUCUGUCAUGCACUACCGGCCAUACUCCUUCAACGUGGACCCCAACAUUCCCACAAUCACCACCAACAUCCCAGAAUUCAACAACAUCAUUGGCCAGUACUUGGACUUCAGCAAACUGGACAUGCUGAGGUUGAACAGGAUGUAUAACUGCUCCUCCCCUCUCACUCUCCUGGACCAGUGUUCCUUUGAGUACAACAACAUCUGUGGGAUGAUUCAGAGCCCCACUGAUGAUGCAGAUUGGGUCCACACCAAGAGCAGCACUGGGAAUGAGGAUCACACUCUCAUUGGCCAAUGCAGAGAUGCAGGUUACUACAUGCACUUCAACACUAAGACUGGGAAGGAGGACGAGUCAGCUCUGCUAGAGUCUCGCAUCCUGUACCCCAAGAGACACCUGCAGUGUCUGCAGUUUUUCUACAAGAUGACAGGCGGACCAAAGGACAGACUUGUGAUUUGGGUGAAGAUUGACGAUGGGACUGGGACAGUUCGCAAACUGAAGAAAAUACACACCAUCUGGGGAGAUGCCGACCACACAUGGAGGAUUGUCCACGUCUCCAUGGAGAUCGAAGAGAAGUUCCGCUAUGCUUUCCAAGGUGUCCGAGGAGAUCCAUCUACAACCAAUGGAGGAAUCUUCAUUGAUGACAUCAGCCUGACUGAGACUCGCUGUCCCAACGCUGUCUGGCAGAUCAAGAACUUCACCGGAAUCCUCAACACUGCAAACAAUACCACCGUCAUGGACAGUCCAGUCUUCUACAGCCCAGAGGGCUAUCGUUACGGUGUACGUGUGCGUCCCGUCUCUGACUACAGUGACCACACGGGUGGCUACACUGGGAUGUACUUCCACCUGGCCAGCGGGGAGAAUGACGUGGUCAUGCAGUGGCCGGCCCUGAAUAGGCAGGCUAAAAUCGUCGUCAUGGACCAGGAUCCUGACAUUCAAUUGAGGAUGUCGUCUGCUCGCAGUCUGACUACAGACCUGAUUAAGACUCCAGAUGGGGAGCUGUGGUGGGACAAUCCAACUAAUGUGGGGACCUACGAUCCAGGGUGUGAGUGCUACAGGGGAGAGUCGCGGGGAUGGCGCAACAUGAUCAAGCAUUUCGACUUGCGACGACGGAACUACCUGAAAAAUGAUGAUCUCAUCAUCUUUAUCGACUUUGAAGACAUAACAUCUCUGAUAAAAACUGAGGUUCCCAUCAACCCAAAGGAGUGAGGACGUAUUUUACUGCCACCGAGGGGAGAACCGGCAGCCCUGAGGAUUUGGACAGACUCAAGAAGAGUACAGAAAAUAACAGCACAAUUUAUCUAAACUAAUGUUGUGAGUAAUUAUAAAUUAUUUUGUAGAAAUUUUGAUUGGUUGAAAACUUUAUAAAAUCACUAAAAACUCUUGAAAUGUUAUUUGUUUUUACUGUUCAAACAUUCUUAUUCACAAAUUCUUUCAUUAAAGUUUGAGUCUUCAAAUAAA
Messenger RNA from Oncorhynchus masou masou (cherry salmon), 3602 nucleotides. RefSeq names its product meprin A, alpha (PABA peptide hydrolase), tandem duplicate 1 (gene mep1a.1). Bases 1536 to 3350 code for a protein of 604 amino acids. Gene Ontology annotation, biological process: proteolysis. Gene Ontology annotation, molecular function: protein binding; zinc ion binding; metalloendopeptidase activity. Lineage: Eukaryota; Metazoa; Chordata; Actinopteri; Salmoniformes; Salmonidae. The record is from RefSeq and is a predicted model, not a curated record. Gene Ontology annotation, cellular component: membrane. The transcript has 14 exons.